Molecule: messenger RNA, 5076 nt
Organism: Saxophila tyrrhenica
Lineage: Eukaryota; Fungi; Ascomycota; Dothideomycetes; Mycosphaerellales; Extremaceae
Exons: 2
Coding region: 1-5076 (1691 amino acids)
Cellular component (GO): nucleus
Molecular function (GO): protein binding; ATP binding; ATP hydrolysis activity
Source: RefSeq, a predicted model, not a curated record
AUGGCCUCUACAGACGACCCAUACGACUGGGACCUUUCCGACGUGCAGAACUUCUUCCGUAACGAUGCCACCAAGUACAUCGCAGAUGUGCCACGCGGCAAGCUUCCGGACAUGGAGCCCUUUCUCGCAGCUCUAGAAGAGAACCAGGUUGAGGGCUACACUCUGCUCAACGACCUGACCAGUGAGACGUUGAGAGACGACUGUGGUGUGCGAGUGCUGGGUCAUCGCAGCAUGGUAAUGCGCUGUAUUACGAAGCUCAGGCGAGAAUCACAGAGGUAUCUCCAAGAGCGCAAGCGAAACGAGGUGCCUUCUACACUGACCGGAGCACUUCUGGACAACCCCGCGGCUCGAGAACCUGACUCUGGAAUUGCGCCACCGGAACCGAGCACCCAGGCCACUGCCCCUCCUACGAGCAGGCAAAACGAGACACAGGUGCUCGAUGUGCAGGGCAGGAAGCGUCGCAAGCUUGUUCUAAACACUGUUAAGCCCGCCGGCGGUUAUCUUCAGGAUUCUGAAAUGUGCAUCGAACGGCUCUUCUUCGGUGGCACUCCGUUUGGAGGUCAGAUGCCAGAUACGGACCUGCCGUCUAAACACCACGCAAACAGUGAGGACAACUUCCAGUUUUUCGCCCAGCCAGGCUCAAUAGGAGCAAUCCACCACGUUUACCGGCAGAUGCGACACUUCUUGAGCAACACCGACUACCUGGAUUUGCGCAGAUAUGGGCGGCCUGCUGUCGGCAUUCUCCCGUAUCGCGAAUCGCAAUCCAGGGGAGUCCGCUCUGCGAUGGUCAUACAGUUCCCCGAGGCUGGAGACACGCCGGUAGCUUUGCGAGAGGAAGCUACGAAGCUUGACAGAGAGGAUGCCCCAGAUACAGCCGAUGCCCAGGAAGUAGAGGCCGACAACAAUGGGCAGUGGGAGCAUCUUCUCGAGAACCACAAAGCACAAGAGGACGACGUUCUGCCCGUAUUCGGCGCUGAAAUGGACGAGCAUGACCCUGAAGCAGAGGCGCCGGAGGAGAGUAUUGCCGGCAGUGACGAUGAGUCUCAAGCAAUGGAAGUUGCCGAAGCAGACAACAUCACCGACGAGAGAAAGAUUGAGAUCGUCGAAGAGUGCAUCGCGAAAAGCAUUGCAGAGUGGCAAGACAAGCUGCCGAAGCGGGAAGAGAAAAGCAAGCGGAAAAUUUGGAACCAGAUGAAGAAAAGCCGCAUGGUCCGCGCCAGCCUGAUUGCCAGUGCGCAGAGCGAGAUCGAUCACUUGACAAAACACCUUAAUACGCUGAAGCGCGAGCUGUUGAAAGACACCUGGUUCAGCGAGAGCAGUCUAACCGCACAGUGCGGAAUGCUUGAAGGCACGAUCGAGAAUCGCGAGAUGGCACGCUGGAAGAUCUCGGUGUGGCAGCAAAGGCAAGAGCCAGAUCGUGCUGCUCAGGUCACCAGGAGGCGUGCGAACGUGCCACCGUCAUCUACCGCAGCGAAGUCUUUGCAGUCUGCGAAGUUAAUUCCGCUCCCUGAAGAUCGACUCAGUUUCUCCCCGGCAUCGCAGCCCGUUCAGGACCAGCAGGAAGUUGAAGAGAUUAUGUACGAUGCUGACGACGAUGACGAGCAUUUCCAUACUCCCGGAAACAGUCCUCCUGCUUCUGCAAGUGCCGAUAUUGGAGCAGUAGAUUCUGCGGACGAUUUUGUAGUGGACACUGAGGACGAUCACCUGAAUGAAGCCAACCUGACUGGAGCCGACCUGAAUGGAGCCGACCUGAAUGGAGCUGACCUCACGGGAGAUGACCAGUACUCAGAGACAGAUGCUCUGACGGGCGCGGAAGCUGCACCGCCACCUCUCGACACAGGUAGCAAGGACGAUAGCUACACACCUGGCUCUCAGCUUCCAGACUCCGAGGACGAGCUGGUGACUCCCUCCAAACUGAUCAAGUUCAGACUACACAGCUCGACCCCGAAAGCACCAGUGGGAAGCCUGCGGAGGAGAACCAGCAUCAUCCCAUCCAAUCUGACUGAGUCUUCUCCUAGAAAGCGAGGCCGUCCGAAGAAAGUUCUACCGCUUACUGGCGAUGCCAUGGAUGCUACGCCCUCGGAGAUAGAUGCCUGGGACUUCAAAAAGCUCGCACGGGACAAGGACAGGCAGCGGAUACUGCUACACCUUGUCCGCAAAACUGGAGGUGACGUUUGUCGUGGCCUCGACGAUCUGUUGCGAAAGCUGGGACCGACCUUCAAAGCGGACCUGGUGGAGUCUUGUAAGGCAUUUCGCUCGAAUGAGCCGCUUGACUUGGAUCAUAGCGACGUCCUUGACCAUGCCCGUGAGCUCUAUAUACGCUGGAUGUUUCUGGACAAAGACCAGGACGCAGUGGCUGCUCUCCCAGACAACGACUUCGAAGUCCUGUUCGACCCGGUGCAGGCCGGUUUGUUCUCCAAUAUGCUGCGCAGAUGCUUCACGAAGAGGACCCUCGUCAGCCCUUCGAAACCCAGUCCGGCGCAGAGAAGUGCCACGAAGUCGACCUCGUCCAAGAUCGGUAGCUCGUCAGCUCCAGUGAUAAUAUCCUCGAGCGACGAGCGACCGGUCGAUGGACUGUCGGCGAAGCACCUCACACCCCACAAGAAGCGGAAGCGCGAGGUCAAGAUCGAUGCCAGUGCAAAGCAAAGACGUGGUGUGGCUGCAGAACGCCAGCGCCGUUUCGACGAGUCUCAGACAACAGACCCAGCUCGCCUGCUUUCCAUGAUAGGAAGUGACUCUGCUCCUGUCGAGAUCGAGAUCAACCCAGUCCGAGACGAGGAUGCCGUUCCUAUCUUCAUACCACAGUUCAUCGCUCGGCGGAUGAAGCCUCAUCAGAUUGACGGUGUUCGCUUCCUGUGGAGGGAAAUAACGGCUACUGGAGAGGAGGAGGAUGAUGGCGCACAAGGCUGCAUGCUUGCCCACACAAUGGGUUUGGGCAAGACGAUGCAGGCCAUUACGCUGCUGGUUACGGCCAACGAAUGUGCCCGUUCGGACAACAAAGAAAUCCGAUCUCAGCUGCCCAAGCAUUUGCGCCGCAGAUCGAUGCGAGACCGGUAUCUCCGCACUCUGAUUCUCUGCCCUGCCUCUCUGAUGGCCAACUGGCGCCGCGAGGUGGGGGAGUGGGCCAGAGGUCAGCUUGGUGAUGUCUACAUUAUUGAGUCAGGGGCGUCCAAAGCUAUGGAAUCCAAUGUGCGACAGCUGGAAGACUGGAAGGUGCACGGUGGUGUGGUUCUCGUUGGUACAACCAUUUUCACCACUAUGGUAGCCGGCAAGAAGUCUGUGAAGGCCAGAACUUCCACGCUGGCUAUGGAUGACGAGAGCGUGCGAGUGCAAGAGCUACUGACCCAGGGUCCUGAGAUUGUGGUUGUCGACGAGGUCCACAAACUCAAGGAUGAGCGCACGGGUAUUUCGAAAGCCGCCAGGAAGCUGAAAACUGAAAGUCGAAUUGGCUUGACGGGUACACCACUGAGCAACGAAGUGGGCGAGGUCUUCUCACUCAUCGACUUCAUCGCUCCCGGCUUCUUGGGAAACCACAUCGAGUUCAAAAGUCACUUUGCCGAGCCUAUCGUCCAAGGGACGUUUGCCACCAGCACCUCGACCGAGAAACGGAGGAGCCUCGUGAAACUCAGGGUCCUCCACGCUGAAGUACAACCAAAGGUGCAUCGCGCGACAAUUGAAGUGCUCCGUGGAAGCUUGAAGCCGAAGACCGAAUACGUCAUCACGGUGCCCUUGAGCGAAUUGCAGAGGGAACUCUACAAGACGACAGUCAAUGCCCUGGUCAACAAGGAUAAGGGCGAGGACGAGGUCAGCCAGUUUAUGUUCUUCGGUCGUCUUGGAGUUUUGAGCUUGAUCACGAAUCAUCCGAAUGCGUUCCGUCACAAGCUCUUGCAGCCGCCAAAGAAGAAGAAGAGCAAAGCAGGCAAGGACGAAGUGGAUAUGCCUCGCGAUAAAGUCGACGCGCAUGGCGACGAAGACACAGAGGUGUUGGAUCCUGAUGACUCUAACGUUCCACUGACAGAGAGCGGAGCCGCGACGCCUUUCGCGGUUGCUUCACCGAAGGAUGCGGAAUCGGAGUCUGACCCUCAUGAACAGGACGUUUACACACUCGGGCUCUCUCAGCAGACGAUCAACAGCAUACUGGACAGCUUCGACGAUGACAUCAACCCGGAGAUAUCUGCAAAGAUGUCCAUCUUCAUGACGCUUUUGAGUUAUUCUCUCGAAUGUGGAGACAAGGUAUUGAUCUUCUCGUCCAGUAUUCUCACGCUCGACUACGUGGGACGGCUGUUGGAUACGCGCAAACGCGAACUCGGCGACUUCGGCCGCAUUGACGGCAGGACCACAAUGCCCACACGCACACGCCUGAUAGAGAACUUCCACAAGGGCGAUUUCGACAUCAUGCUCAUCUCCACGAAAGCCGGAGGUGUCGGUUUGAACAUCCACGCCGCGAACCGAGUCUUCAUCAUGGACUUCCUCUUCAAUCCGACCCACGAAGAGCAGGCGGUUGGUCGCGCGUACCGCCUCGGCCAGACCAAACCCGUCUUCGUGUAUCGAUUCGUUGCUGGUGGGACAUUCGAGAGCAACCUUUACAACAUGCAGAUGUUCAAGACAUCGCUAGCCCAGCGUGUAGUCGACAAGAAGAAUCCCCGCCGCAACGCAGAGAGGAACGCCAAAGACUACUUCUAUGAGCCGCGAGAGGUGCCGCAGGAGCCGCUCAACGCGGAGUUUGGCAACGAUCCGGAGGUGCUCGAUAAGUUGCUUCUCCGACACGGGGACGGGCUUGAAGAGCCUGGGAAGAUUGAUACGCUCAUCAGGGCAAUUAAGACGAUGGAGACGUUGCACGAGGAUGCUAUGGACGCGCCGCUGGACGAGCAGGAACUGAAGGAGGUGAAUGAGGAGAUUGCGAUGGGCAAGAAGAGGCCGAGGGGGAAGAAGGCGUUGCUUUCGACGAUGCCGCCGAUAGCUGGAAUGGCCGGGCCUUCUGCUACACAGCCGGUACCGCGCGUCAGCGCGGCGUUGCAGCCACCGGCGUCGACUUUUGCUGGUGCGAGCAUGGGUGGGUCGCCGUUUGCGAAGUAG